Aspergillus aculeatinus CBS 121060 is the source of this 1434-nucleotide messenger RNA. RefSeq lists its product as uncharacterized. NCBI's taxonomy places the organism in Eukaryota, Fungi, Ascomycota, Eurotiomycetes, Eurotiales, Aspergillaceae. The record is from RefSeq and is a predicted model, not a curated record. The coding region runs from base 1 to 1434 and encodes 477 amino acids. Gene Ontology annotation, molecular function: protein binding. The transcript has a single exon.
AUGCCAUUGGAACAUCAUGGGUCAUGCGGGUUUCUCCGCUGCCCAGCCGAGAUCCUGAACUUGGUGUUUGGCAUGCUUUCAACAGCUGAACUCAGGACACUAGGCCUCGUCAAUAAUGAUUUAUGCGCACUUGUUGAGCCAUACCUCUAUUCCAAGAUCGAUUGGAUCUGGCGAGAAAAUCACGCUCCUCCCCCAAUCACACUACUGCUACGAACCAUUAUCAGCAAACCUCAAUUAGCUGCUCACAUCACCAGUUUCCAAUUUCAGAGCCUCUCGGCCUACCGCGGGCAGUGGAAUAGGUUUGCAGCUCAAAGGAUUCCUAUUCCUGUUGCUGAGUUAGACAAAUUCGUUGCAUUUGUCCAGGGGACAGGGGUCCCAUACAGUGACCUUUGGACAGAAGAAUUAAGAAAUGGUGCUCCAGAUGCCAUGCUUGCUCUACUCUUAGCACAACUGUCAAAUCUGAGACGUCUGUGUCUCGACUAUGUCUUCUGCCAGCGGAAUAAAAUAUUUGAGAUGCUUCUCCAGUCGGCCAUCUGCGAGCCUGGGAUGUAUAGGUUGCCCGACUUUCAGCAUCUCCGAGCUGUGUCUUUCCAUUCCUAUGACAACUCCGGCGAGCUGUACACGACGCUAAGGUCUCGAGACCAAAGUCCACUGAGUCAAUCACUCGUCCUACCGUUCUUCUACCUGCCGAACGUCCAACGCAUUGCGGCUGCAAUUGAGAACACAGGUACUUUCGCAUGGCCUGCAGCUUGCUUACCUGACCCAUCCAAACUCACCUCGAUCCAUCUGGCCGACAUACGGGAAGCAAACCUCGGCUCUGUGCUGUCCGUCACCCGCAACCUUCAAUCGCUUCGUUGGACCUGGUAUUACGAUGCUGGUGUCCACGACGCUAUUGUUGUCCCCAUCGUCAACCUUGAUGGGAUUGCGGCCGCAUUAUCCCAUGUUCGAGAUACUCUCACUGAUUUGACCAUCUUUGCCGAGGCUUCCCUGGGAGGUGGUGAUCAAUUCUACCCGGCCGUGAAGAUGGAGGGCUCUUUGCGUACGAUGGUCGAGUUUGACAAGCUCAAGAGACUUCAAAUUCCGCUGGCAUUCCUGGUAGGGUUCGCGCAAGACACCACGAAGCGGUUGCAGGAUGUUCUCCCGCGGAACAUCGAAUACGUUUCCCUCACAGACGAGUUAGAACUUCAGAAUAACGAUGGAUUUGAAACCUGGCCGAUGUAUGAAUGGCAGGACUUUGCUCUUCUGAUCUUAUUGCGGACGUGGCUGGAGGAUUGGAGGACCUACACACCCCACCUUCGAAGCGUUUCGUUGGUUUAUGAGGAAAUGGAUGAUAAUCAAGGCGAGUGGCCUCCCGAGUUAAGGCACCAGCUCACAGAGCUAGCCACCCAAGCUGGAGUACGGCUCGAGUUGGUUGAGUGGAAACGGGACUGGUGA